AUGGGAGGAUCCGCUAGCACCGAGGUUCCUGGGGGUGGCACAGAAGGCUAUCAUGUUCUCAGGGUACAAGAAGGGUCCCCUGGACAUAGAGCUGGCCUGGAAGCUUUCUUUGAUUUUAUUGUUGCCAUUGGAAACACACGUCUGAAUCAGGACAAUGACACAUUGAAAGAACUGCUGAGAGCAAAUGUGGAGAAACCCCUCAAGGUGAUUGUGUACAGUAGCAAGACUCAGAGUGUGCGAGAGGUCAGCUUGGUGCCAUCACACAACUGGGGAGGUCAAGGUCUUCUAGGUGUUAGCAUUAGGUUCUGUUCGUUUGAAGGUGCUAAUGAGAAUGUGUGGCAUAUUUUGGAAGUGCAGCCAAACUCGCCAGCAGAUCUGGCAGGUCUCAAAUCUGAUGUGGACUUUGUUAUUGGGGCAGAUUCUGUUUUACACGAGUCUGAGGAUCUCUUCACUUUGAUUGAGUCCCACGAAGGGAAAGCCCUCAAGCUCUACGUCUACAACACAGAGUCUGACUCUUGUAGGGAGGUUACUAUUACACCCAACAAAGCUUGGGGUGGGAAAGGAAGCUUGGGCUGUAACAUAGGUUAUGGCUACCUUCAUCGAAUCCCCAAGAGACAGUUUCCUUCUGGCAAACCCAAGGGAGAUCUGUCAGCAGUAACACCAUCUGCUCCACCACCUUCACCACCAAGGGAUGGCUUCUCUGAGGUGUCCUUCAGUGGUGUGCCUCCGCAGUCAAAUAUCAUAGCUGGGCUGGAUCAGCUGUCCCUCAACACAGGCACACCAACGAUUCCAGUUGUAUCCCCCCAGUCGUUUCCUUACACACAGGCCAAUUUGGCAGGGCUGGCAUCGCCAGGUGGCCCGCAAGCUCCUGGACUGCCCAGCCUCUCCAAUCUGCCUGGGUUGACAAACCCCAUCUCCCUGUCCGGGUUGCCACCAGUUUCGCUGAAUGCAAGUGGAGCCCAGGGGCUGACAACUGCCCAGGGUCUGCCGCCUCCCAUCUCUUUGCCAGGAUUUUCCCCAGUGAAUCUUGGCGGUGGGGGGACUCAGGGACCCACACUGCCUGGUUCAUUGCCAGGGUUUCCACCAAUGUCUUUUAAUGCUGGAGGUGUGCCAGGAUCUUUCCCUUCACUUCCGUCAGGUGAGUGA
Molecule: messenger RNA, 1146 nt
Organism: Candidula unifasciata
Lineage: Eukaryota; Metazoa; Mollusca; Gastropoda; Stylommatophora; Geomitridae
Source: the annotation of a GenBank genome assembly